This is a messenger RNA of Anthonomus grandis grandis, 997 nucleotides long. RefSeq lists its product as uncharacterized. NCBI's taxonomy places the organism in Eukaryota, Metazoa, Arthropoda, Insecta, Coleoptera, Curculionidae. The transcript has 6 exons. The coding region runs from base 87 to 959 and encodes 290 amino acids. The record is from RefSeq and is a predicted model, not a curated record.
AUUUUAUCGGAAAAAUUGACCCUUCGAUACCACUCGAGCGUCUCUCGUUGCGUUAUGUGUAAAUUCGGUUUAUUUCUUGUGGCACAAUGAUUAUAAAAAGUGUUUUAGCUCUUUUAUGCCUUAUAACUGUGGUCAAAGGUGAUUUAGGUGUAAUCGAGAAUAAUAUUUGGGAUGAAAUUUUGGAAAGUUUGGUGCAAAUUGCCGUAAGAUCCAUUGAGAAAGUCCUGACUGAAACCGGGAACAUCACGUUAGUGAAUGAGCCAACGACUGUUAAUGUGACUGUAGCAACAAUUGUUGCAGGUACUUUGUACUGCGACGAUGCAACGUUUUUUGGCUUAGAAAGUCUUAGUUUGCCUGUGGAGUUUAAAUCGGACCUAAGCAAUAGCAACAUUUCAUUUAGUUUAACACCCACAGUAUCCGAUGGAAUUGGUUUUGAUGUUCAAAAUUAUACUGCUGACGUUGGUAUUGCGAAUCAAAUCCCUUUGUAUGGAACCAAUGGUGCUACUAGCCUGGCCAUGAACAAAUUAAAAUUAAAAAUAGGCGCCAACGUAUCCUGGAAUAAAACGGGAAUAUUCCUGGAAAAUCUUCAACUUAAACCGUUCUUCUUAGCUAAAGUGAAAUUCACUCAGAUCUUCAAUAAUCCAGAUUUCAGCUCGACUGUUUCUAAUGCGCUAUCGUUACUGGUCGACGCCGGUUUAGUGCUUUACUAUAUCGAGGAAAAGUGUAUUACUUGUGCACUUUCUAGUGUUGUACAGUCAGCCAUUAAUGGAAACCUCACAGAUUUUUGGAAGAAUUUAGUUAAUGAUUGUAUGAGCAUAUGUUUACAUUCUCAAUCCACAUUGGUAAACGCUGCUUUUCAAAGUGACCCGACGAAUUUCAACGAGGAAGACUUGAAAAAUUUCGUUGUAUCUGCCCUAGAGGAACUCGUGGUGUUUCUUGAAGGUCGAUUAGAAAUUUAAUUGUUAGGAGCAUUUUUUAAUUAAAUUUUAUGUACAUA